AUGGCCGACGCGUACUGGAGGUACGCGGCCGCCGACCCGCGCCAGCAGCAGCAGCAGCCUCCGCCGCCCUCCGCCGGCGGGGGCGUCGCGCACCCGGGCAUGGGCGGCGGCGCACCGCAGAUGGCCCCCGCCCUGGGGCAGCAGCAGCAGCCCAUGAAGCGACCCCGCCCCGCCGACUUCUCAGAUGUACCUGGUGCACCUGACAUGACUGGCUAUUAUCCACGUGAUGAAGAAAGGGCAGGCAAAUUCAAUCCUUUGGUGGUGGACCUGCUGGAGAACCUAUUAGGCCUGCUGUGGGUGGCAAUGCUGGCUACCCACAUAGCUAGUCCUUCACUUCCCCCAGACAUCUUCCGACCAUUUGUUGGCUUUCGUGAGCCUGGUGGUGACCCUAUUGUCCUGUGUUUUGUUGAUUUUGCGGAACCUACACAAUCUGCUAUUGCCAUGGAGGCUUUGCAAGGCUAUAAGUUUGAUGAGCACGAUCGCAAUUCACCCAAUCUGCGGCUGCAGUUUGCUCGUUUUACGGGUCCAAGGGGGAAUUCAGGACCUGGUGGCGGUCGUGGAAGGCGAUAA
Messenger RNA from Miscanthus lutarioriparius, 570 nucleotides. The record is from the annotation of a GenBank genome assembly. NCBI's taxonomy places the organism in Eukaryota, Viridiplantae, Streptophyta, Magnoliopsida, Poales, Poaceae.